AUGGGGCCCACGGGGCACCUGGUCACCAUCAAGAGGAGCGGGGUGGACGGAGCCCACUUCCCGCUGAGCCUCAGCACCUGCUGGUUUGGGCGGGGCAUCGAAUGUGAUAUCCGCAUCCAGCUGCCCGUGGUGUCGAAACAGCACUGCAAGAUCGAGGUCAGCCAGCAGAAGGCCACGCUGAUCAACUUCAGCUCCUCAAACCCCACGCUGCUCAAUGGGGUGGCUAUUGAGCACCCUGUCCUUUUGCAACAUGGGGACAUGAUCACCAUUGUGGACCGCUCUUUCAGGUAUGAAGACGCCAGUCACCAGGAUGGGAGCAGCUCGACUACGCGCGAAGGACGUAGCUGCCCAGAGGAGUCCCUGCGCCGACUGUCAGCAUCUAGAUCCAGCUUGGGCCUUGAUGGGACAGUUCCAGAGCCCAAAGGCCGCCCUGGGGGCCCUGAAGAGAAGGUUCUGGAACAUGAGACGAGCUCCAGAGGUGCUGCCCGCAGGAGCCUGGAACGUGGCACUGGCAGAAGAACAACAGACGGGAUUCAGGCCUUGGAGCCGGGCAGGGCCCCAGCAGCUGGGACAUGGCCCAGGACCCUGCGCCCCGAGAAGGGCCGCACCAGCCUAUCUCCUUCCCAGCAGCUCUACAAGUCCAUGAAGGAGGAUCUGGAUGCCAGAGCAGAGAAGGAAAAUGUCCCCCAGGGGCCCCAGCAGAAGUCGGGCACCCAGAAGCUUCAGGGCAAACCCCCUACCCCAGUCUCUGGAGGAUCCCGGCGGAAAUCUUCCAUGGGGGGUGUCCACCUGCAGGCAACACCCCUGCCCGGGGAGCAGACCCUAACCCCAAAGGAGCAGCAGAGCCCCCGUGGGCACCCCAUCAGUUACAGCUGUUCACGGCCAGGCACCCCCAAUGCUAAACAUCCUGGACAGCCAGCAGCAUCACCCCAGACUGCCUCCCGGAAGCGGCAGCGGCACAGCGAAGACCUGGGCAGCGAUGGAGGACGGGGAUCUCCGGGGAGAGGCCAGACCCCCACAAAGACCCAGCAUGCCUGUCCCAGAGACACACCUGAAAAGCCACUUUCCAAGAAGCGACGAAGGCUGAGUGCCACCGACAUCCUGGCUCCAGACACAGCAACACAGAAUCCCUCAGUCCUGGCCCCUCUUUUCAUGCAGGGCUUUGGAGAUACCCCGCAAGCCCCCUGCACCUUGCCCGAGAAAGCAGCUGUGGCAGCAGGACAGGGUUCCCCUGGCUUGGGCUCCGUGGGUGUGAGUAGCUGCAAUCAUCUAGCCAAGUGGACAGUGGAGGAACCAGGCAAGCGCCGGCGGGUGUCAUUUGGGGGUCGUCUUAGACCGGAGCUGUUUGAUGAGAACUUGCCCCCCAACACACCUCUGAAACGAGGAGAAACUCCGAAGCGGAGACAGUCGGCCACGCCUGCUGUGUUGAAGAAGAUCAUCAAGGGACAACCUCAAACUUUCCCCGGGCCCGAAGCUGCGUCUUCGGAUGUGUUGGCCACGCCUCCCACUGCCAGUUCCGGGCAAUCUUCUCCAUCUGCCCUGCGCUCCAGUCGCCGCUCGACCACUGGCACUCCCCGGCAGAGUGCGGGCAACACGCCUGGGAGGACAUCGAGGCGCAGAUCGUCCACAGGGCGCGGCCAGCAGAACCUCCUUCAUCUGAUUUACUCCAAGAGGAGAAGCGGGGCGUCAGGGGCCAACCUGAUGGUGGCCAAGUCGUGGGCGGACGUGGUGAAACUGGGUGCCAAGCCCACACAAGCCAGAGUGGCCAGGCGCACUGCCCCCACACAGCCGCAGAGAAAACGGAAAAGGAUCCAGAACACACCCAAGAAGCCAGUUGAAGCCCCCCAUCCCUUCAGCACGGGCCACGCCAACUCACCCUGCACCAUCACUGUGGGCCGGGCCCAGCUGCAGAAGCUGAGGGUGCCCGCCCGGCCUCACCGGAUAUUUGACCACCUGGUGCUCGGCCACAAGGCUGGUUUGCCUGAAGACCUUUCAGGGCUGGCUGAGAUGUUCCAGACUCCGGGAAAACCAGGGCCUCGGAGGAAGAGUGUAGGCCCCACCCGUCUAUCAGAAUCCAAGGUGCUGCUGGCAGGAAAGCUUUCUUCUCCCUGUUCUAAGGAAGUCCCAUUGCCUGUUGCUGAGGACACAGCAGUGGAUGCCACCUCUCAGGCCUGUGGUGCAGAGUCUGCCAGCCCUAAACCCCUGCUCCGGCGUGGAACUGCGGAGCUCACAGAUGGUACAAGGAAGACCCCACCAGGCCGCAGGUCCCAGCAGCUCCAGGAAGAACUGUGCUCAAUGGCAGAGGAUCAGGAGCUCACGACAGCCACUGCCCUGUUGGUCAGAGCCCCAGGACCACAGACAAGCCUGACCCCAGGGUAUGGGGAUGCUGAGCAGGGCCCAAUCCUGCAUUUAGAGCCUGAGGGCAUAGCACGCAGACGCUCCCGAAGAACAGAGACACGUGAACCCAGAGAUGACACCACCACCCUGGUGUCCCCACAGGAGGAGGUCAGGGGACUCAAACCCCUGUGCAUGGGGCCUACAAAGGGAACAGAGAGUACUGAGCACCAGGCCUGUGGGGCCUAUUGCCCGUCACCCAACACAGAGCCCAGGGACACCCCGACAUACAUCAACAGGAAAUCCAAGACCUCAUCCCAGGCCAUAAGGGAGCCCCCUGCAUCCAGAAGAAGCCCCCAUACUUCAGCAAAGACCACCCCGACAUGCAAAGGACCAAUUAGUGAUGUGGAAAAGGCCAGAUUUCUUCUGGAGACACCAAAGCAGGAUGUGGACACCAAAGACAGUCACCGAGGGAGCAGGAGGCGGUCGAGGACCCCCAAGAGAAACACCCUGAAUGACCUGACGGGCUUCAAAGAGCUUUUCCAGACCCCAGAGCAAAUCAAGGAACAGGGGACCGAGAGCCAGACUACACUUCUCUGCCUGUCUCCCAAAUCAGAAAUAGGGGACACCCCACUAAACACCAACAGGAAAUCCAAGACUCCUUCCCGGACAGUUGGGGAAUCCCCUACACCCAGAAGAACCUCCCAUACACCGGCAAGGGCCACCCCCACAUGCAAAGGACCAACUAGUGACGUAGGAAAGGUUGGAUUUCUGCAGGAGACGCCAAAGCAGGACAUGGAUUCUGAAGACAGUGCCCAAGGGAAUAGGAGGCGCCCAAAGACCCCAAGGAGAAACUCCCUGGGAGAUCUGACAGGCUUCAAAGAGCUUUUCCAGACUCCAGAGCUAGCCAAGGGAAGUGAGACUCAGAGCCAGGCCACAGCUCCUUGCCUGUCUCCCAAAUCAGAAAAAGAGGACACCCCGACAAAUAUCAAAAGGAAAUCCAAGACUCCAUCCCAGGAUGUAGGGGAGUCACCUACAACCAAAAAAACUCCUCUUAUUCCACGAAGGAGAACCCCGACAUGCAAAGGACCAACUAGUGACGUAGGAAAGGUUGGAUUUCUGCAGGAGACACCAAAGCAGGACAUGGAUUCUGAAGACAGUGCCCAAGGAAAUAGGAGGCGCGCAAAGACCCCAAGGAGAAACUCCCUGGGAGACCUGACAGGCUUCAAAGAGCUUUUCCAGACUCCAGAGCUAGCUAAGGGAAGUGAGACUCAGAGCCAGGCCACAGCUCCUUGCCCGUCUCCCAAAUCAGAAAAAGAGGACACCCCGACAAAUAUCAAAAGGAAAUCCAAGACUCCAUCCCAGGAUGUAGGGGAGUCACCUACAACCAAAAAAACUCCUCUUAUUCCACGAAGGAGAACCCCGACAUGCAAAGGACCAACUAGUGACAUAGGAAAGGUUGGAUUUCUGCAGGAGACACCAAAGCAGGACAUGGAUUCUGAAGACAGUGCCCAAGGAAAUAGGAGGCGCGCAAAGACCCCAAGGAGAAACUCCCUGGGAGACCUGACAGGCUUCAAAGAGCUUUUCCAGACUCCAGAGCUAGCUAAGGGAAGUGAGACUCAGAGCCAGGCCAUAGCUCCUUGCCCGUCUCCCAAAUCAGAAAAAGAGGACACCCCGACAAAUAACAAAAGGAAAUCCAAGACUCCAUCCCAGGAUGUAGGGGAGUCACCUACAGCCAAAAAGACUCCUCAUAUUUCACGUAGGAGCACCCCCACAUGCAAAGGACCAACUAGUGGCACAGGAAAGGCCAACUCACUGCAGGAAACUCCAAAGCAGGCACCAGGCCCAGCUGAAGGUGGAUCUGUGAAGGGCCCACGGACCCCCAAAGUCAAGAUGCAGAUCCCCAAGGACAUGACUGGCUUCCAGGAGCUUUUCUGGACCCCAGAGCCAACCCAGGGACCAAAACCCGAGGCUAAGCCUUGCUCAGCACCCAAAGUGGAGUUGACCGGCACCUCCAGCACCAAGAGAGGAUCCAAGACCCCUUCCUGGGCCAUGUGGGAGACCUCUGUACCAAGAAAAACCUCUCUCACUUCAGGGAGAGUCACCCCCACACAAGGAGAGCCAGUAGUUCAGGACAGAGGGGUCACAGCACCACAGGAGGUUACAGAGCAGGAUAUUCGAGGGAGCAGGAGGCGGCCAGGGACCCCCAAAGUCAGGGCAAAGUCCUUGGGAAAUCUGAUGGACUUGAAAGAACUUUUCCAAACUCCAGAGCAAGCCAAGGGACAGAGGGUUGAGAGCCCUGCCACAGCUCCCUGCUCUUCUCUCAAAGCAGAGCCCGGGGAUGCCCUAAGGAACACCAGCAGGAAAUCUAAGACCCCCCUCACUCUGGGGUGGGCCACCCCUCAACACACAGGCCCAGCCAAUGAGACGGGUAAGGCCAAGUUGCUGCAGGAAACACUGAAGCAGUCCCCGAGCCUAGCCAAAGGUAGAUCUGCAAGGGUCCUGCGGACCCCCAGAGUCAAGGGACAGUCCAUUGAGGACAUGACUGGCAUCCAGGAGCUUUUCUGGACCCCAGAGCCAGCCCAGGCUCCAAAGUCUGAGACCAGGCCCUGCCUAACACCGAAAGCGGAACCAACGGAUACUCCCAGCAUCAACCGGGUACCCACGACCCCUUCCCAGGAUGGGGAGAAGACCCCUGCACCCAGAAGAAACCCCAUCACUUCCAAGAGAGCCACCCCAGCAUGCAAAGAACCAACUAGUGAUGUGGAAAAGGUCGGAUUUCUGCAGGAGACACCAAAGCAGGAUGUGGAUGCCAAAGACAAUGCCCGAGGGAGCAGGAGGAGAUCAAGGACCCCCAAGAGAAACACCCUGGAUGACCUGACGGGCUUCAAAGAGCUUUUCCAGACCCCAGAGCAAGCCAAGGGACCAAAGGUCGAGAGCCAGGCCACAGCUCCCUGCCUGUCACCCAAAGCAGAGCCCAGAGAUGCCCUGACGGGUAGCAGCAGGAAAUCUAAGACCCUAUCCCGAGGUGUGGUGGAGCCACCUGCAGCCAGGACCCCCCUCACUCUGGAGAAAGCCAUCCCUGAACACACAGGCCCAGCUGGUGACGAAGCAAAGGCCAAGUUACUACAGGAAACUCAGAAGCAGGCCCUGGGGCCCGCAGACAAUGCCCAAGGAAACAGGAGGCAGCCAAGGACCCCUAAAGUCAAAGCACAGCCCCUGGAAGACCUGACAGGUUUCAAAGAACUUUUCCAAACCCCAGAGCAAGCCAAGGGUUGGAGGAUUGAGAGCCAAGCUACAGCUCCCUGCCCCUCUUCCAAAGCAGAUCCCGGGGAUGCCCUAACAGAUACCAAGACCCCAUCCCGGGGCACAGGGGAGCUGCCUACAGCCAGAAGAACCCCCCUCACUCUGGGGAGGGCCACCCCGAAACACACAGGCCCAGCCAGUGACAUGGGCACGGUCAGAUCUCUGCAGGAAACGCUGAAGCAGGCCCAGGGCCUGGUAGAUGAUGCCCAAGGGAGCAGGAGGCAUCCUGGGACCCCUAAAGUCAUGUCAGAAGAUCUGGAAGAUCUUACUGGUCUGAGAGAACUUUUCCAAUCUCCAGAGCCAACUGUAGGACCAAUCUAUGCCAUGGAGACUAGCUUGGAGCCCCAUGAAACCCCCCAGGUUGACUCCAUUCUGGCACCACGUAGAGUACGACAGCCUCGUGAACCUGCAAUCCCAGGAGAGGGCCUGCCCUCUCACCCUUCCACCCAGGGCUCCCGAAGAGCCACCCGCACAGGUGGCCAGCUGGUGGGAAGAGGGAAAGGCAGUGAACCCCUGCAGAAGGGCUCAGAGGAAUGCUCAGAACUCCCUGAAAGCCUGAGCAGGAGCCGGAGGCAGCUGAGAGCAGCCAGGACAGGGCUCAGGGCCUUGAGCAGCUCAGCUGAGCAGGGGGAGGGCCCCACUCCCCAGGAAGAAACACAAAGUGCAGCCCCCAAGAACAGCAGAAUGGUCCGACCAUCCUUACUGCCCAAGCCCGCCCAAGUGGCUACUGGCAGGACCAGGUGGCUACAGACCCCUGCAGAGCCAUCAGCUUGCUCCCGACCCACUCGGGCUGCCACAAGCAGAGCCAUGCGUGGAGACCAGGCUGACCCAGCAGACAGCACCUUGGACAUUCAGGGAUCUGCUGGGCAGAAGCUGGAGCCUGCAGAGAGUAAGACUGGGGCCAGGAGGCAGCUGCGAGCAGCCAGAGUUAAGGCUGGAGACCCAGGAACCUCAGAAAAUCCAGCCGGGUUGCAAGAACUAGCCCCUCUCCGAGACGCACAGAAGUCAGACUCUACCAGUGAGCCCAGAGUCAUCCACAGGUCCUCUCCUGCACCCACUGUCCCGACAACCAGCAGAACUAGGCGGCGCCAAGCCCUUACCGGGCCAGGCCCCCAAGAGAAGCUGUCUAAUCACCGCCAACCCACCCAAGCUGUAGUGACUAGAACCAGGCGUGGAGAGCAGGCCAACCCAGCAGAGAUCACUGGGGGACCUGCUGAGCAGAAGUUGGAGCCUGUGGAGAGUAAGACUGGGACCAGGAGGCAGCUACGAGCAGCCAGGGCUAAGGCCCAAGACUCAGGAGCUUCAGAAAAUCCAGCCAAGCUGCAAGAACCGUCCCCUCUUCGGGAUACAGGGGAUCCAGACUCUGCCGCUGAGCCCAGAAUCAUCCAUGGGUCGUCUCCUGCACCCACUGUCCCGACAACCAGCAGAACCAGGCGGCGCCAAGCCCCAGCUGGGCCAGACUCCCAAGAGCAGCCAUCUGAUCGCCGCCGACCUACCCGGGCUAUAGUGAGCAAAGCCAUGCGUGGAGGCCAGGCCAACCCAGCAGACAGCACUGUGGCCCCUCAGGAACCCACUGGGCAGAAGCUGGAGCCCGCAGAGAGUGAGACUGGAGGCAGGAGGCAUCUGCGAGCAACCAGGGCUAAGGCCCGGGUCCUGGGAGACCCAGUAGGGCUCAAAGAGCCCUUCAACAUCUCCACAGAUAUUGAGGUAUUCAGGCCUGAGGACAGACCCUCAGAAGAGCCCCCUACUGCCACCCAGCCAGAGCCAGAACCAGUCAUACCAAGCAGCAAGAGAAGGCGGCUGCGGGCACCAGUGGGCACAGAGGGCAGAGAUGAAGAGCCACCUGCACCAGGCAGGGCCACCAGGGCAACAAGAGGUGCCAUGAAGGUACCCAGCAACCAAGGCAUUGGGGAAGAUGGCUCUGAUGAGCAGAUGUUGGACAUGGCAGGAGUGACAGGAGGCAAGAGGCAGCGGCGAGCCCAGGCCAGAGGCCCAGGAGUAGAAACGGAGGCCAGUUUGAGGGUUCGCUUCGAGCUCCCCCAACUGGCUCAGAUGUCCCCUGGCAUGAAGCGGCCUACUAGGACAUUCAGAAGGGGCAUCCAGGGCCCUCCAAAAGGCAGUGCCCAGUCGGGGCUAUCUGUAAGCCCAAGGCCCCCUGUCCGGUCCCCACUCCGGGAAGGUGGCGUCACCAGGGGCAAGAGACAGCGCCCAAACACGCCUGCCCGGGCUGUGGAAGACAAUAAGCCAGCGGAGAAGAGGAGGCGGACAGCCCUUGAGCCUGUGACCACUGUGAAGAGCCAGAGGGUUCGAGCCCAGAAGGGGAAUCCUGCAGACCAGUCGCCCAGUGUCCAGGAGCAGGCCAAGAGCACCCCAGUUGGAGGCAAAGAUGAGCAGGGGACCCUGCACCCCAGACGCCCCAUUGAAGUGGCUGCCAUGCCAGAACCUGAGUCUCUGGAACCAGCAGAAAAGACAAGAGCCAAGAGGGACCGGAGGCCACUGGUGGACGCCAGUCAGGGCCCUGAGCCCCGAGGAGCAGCACCCAAGGACACCCGCAUUCCAGAGAGCAGGGCAGCUCUAAGGUCUGCCAGGAGCAAAAGCACGCUUCCACCCAGAGCCGCCAAGGAGAGUCAAGAUGAAGGAGACCCCAGGAAGACUGCACUCAGGCCCAGGAAAAAGCUGCUGGCCCCUGUCCCACCAGACAACGUGGACCAGGACCCCAGACCCAGAGCCACUCGGAGCACUAAAAGAGGUGACGACAAUGAGAAGGAAAACAGCAGCGUGCAAGACAAGAAACUCUGCCUUCGAAGCAUGCGGAAGCAAGCAGCGGUUUAA
Messenger RNA from Suncus etruscus (white-toothed pygmy shrew), 8472 nucleotides. RefSeq names its product marker of proliferation Ki-67 (gene MKI67). The coding region runs from base 1 to 8472 and encodes 2823 amino acids. Gene Ontology annotation, molecular function: protein binding. The transcript is spliced from 14 exons. Gene Ontology annotation, cellular component: chromosome; nucleus. The record is from RefSeq and is a predicted model, not a curated record. Gene Ontology annotation, biological process: regulation of mitotic nuclear division; regulation of chromosome segregation. Lineage: Eukaryota; Metazoa; Chordata; Mammalia; Eulipotyphla; Soricidae.